Eimeria mitis is the source of this 2655-nucleotide messenger RNA. RefSeq lists its product as uncharacterized. The transcript is spliced from 8 exons. NCBI's taxonomy places the organism in Eukaryota, Apicomplexa, Conoidasida, Eucoccidiorida, Eimeriidae. The record is from RefSeq and is a predicted model, not a curated record. The coding region runs from base 1 to 2655 and encodes 884 amino acids.
AUGAGCUCUCCGCCUCUUGAAACCGCGAAAUCAGCGUGCGAGGCGGUCUUCCCUACGGAUGUGGAGGGGCAGGGGGGAAUGUGGGACAUCUCUACGCAUGCAUCGACUCACGACUCGAUACUGUGGGAAGAAGAAGGCAUUUCCUUCCCGCUUUCUCAACCAGACCCCCCACGGCGUCAUCCUACGUCUUCCUCCGCUUCUGUUCAGCGACGCAGGCGCUCCGCAGCUUGCUGCUCGGCUCCUUACGUCGCCGCUGCCCAGCAGUCCGGGGUCCGCCGUUCUCGCCGUGAUGGCACACCGUCUCGGAGGAAGCAUUCGCCUCCUCAGGAAGUUACGCCUGGCUCGCCAGCACGGUCGUGUGUAGACAAUGCGUGCAAAGAUGACUGCCCAUCACAAGAAGAAGCCGAGAAAGCGGCGCGUGACAUGACAGAGGCUGCAGUCGCCUCCGCCAGCGCCUUUGCCGCAGACGCGCGCGCUAUUGAUCCCGCCUCGUACGAAUCAAAGCCCACGGCCUUCCUCUACAGAGGCCACACAGCCCAAAUCGCCACCUCCACCGCUGGCAUGUACGGUGAAAUGAUCGAAAGCUUCAUCAAGCAGGUCGUGGCUUAUGCCAAACAGUACGGAGCCGACCAGUUCAGUGUCUUCUGUGAUCUCGGAAGCGGACGGGGUGCCCCUAGCGCGAUAGCUGCUUACGAGCACGACUGGCUAGCUUGUCUAGGGAUAGAAAAGUGCCCGCAAGCGUUUGGGCUGUCUCUGGAAACACAGCGGUGUCUGCUGCUGCGGGAGGCGUCGGCGCGGCUGCGGGAUCGGGAUCGGGAUCCGUUGGUGGCUGCCAAGGCAGAGACGAGCGCUGGGUUGGAAAAGCCAGUGGCAGACACAGAGACGAAGAGCGUUCUGAACAAAGAUAUUCAGGAGCUGUUUGAGGCCAGACCUAUGCGCGCUGUGGCCUUUGCCCACGAUGACCUUUCGGCAUUCCUUGACCUAGAAGGCGUUACCCAUGCCUACUCCUUCGACGCUGCCAUGGAAGGGCCCCUAAUAAACUUCAUUACGCACAUGUUCAUGCAGACAGAGACGUGGUGGUUUUACCUCUCCUUUAGGAACGACUUGAUAUCUCGAUUUGACUUAAAGGGCGCGGAGAUAAAGCACCAAAUCAGCAGCAGUAUGUGGGUGUCUUCUGAGGGGAGAACGGCAUACGUAUACGUAAAAACGGACUGGAAAGAAAGACAACAGCGUCAUCGGAGGUGGCUUCGAGAGCACAUCCUGGCCCCUCAACUGCAGCAGCAGGAGAAGCAGCAUCAGCUGCUGCGGCAUGUACGCAUACAACAGCAGCUUGUGCUGCAACAACUGCAGAAGCAAGAUGAACAGGCAUCUGUAGCUUCCGCCACAGCUGCGGCCGCUGCCGCCGAUUUUGUGCAGAGGACUCCCCGAAGCAGCAGGCGGAACUCUGUUGGGACGCCGCGUUGCCGGAGCAGCAGCAGGAAGCGUUACAGUGCUGCAGCAGAGGCCAUACAGCAACAGCAGCAACAGCAGCAGGACAUGGUGCUGUUCCACUUAGCAGCGCGACGGCAGCAGCUGCAGGUCCUCGAAGAUCUUGGACCUGAAGAAUGGACUUGGGGGGGGAGUUGGGGGGGGCAACGGCAGCAGAAACCGCAGAAGCAGCAGCAGCGGGCGCAACAGCAGUCACGGCAACAACAAAGGACAGAUGAAGGGCUUGCAGAAGACGACGCGGCGCUACUGGAGCAGUUGCGCGCAUUCCGCACCACCCAUUUGCGGCUUUCCAAGUGGCAUCAACCGCUGACUGUGCAAAGUCUGCUGCUAGUAGCUUUGCUGCCGUUUGAGGGACAAAACCAGUGGCUGCAAUUGCAGAAGCAGCUGUUGCAGCCCGCCUCGGGUGUACUGACACGGGCACAGCGGCUGCUGUUGUUGGGGUACGAUGAGGGCGAACGGAAAGAGGAGGAGCUGUCAAGAGACAGGUGGCUGGAGCAAUUGGCAGCAGUGCCUGGGACAGAAGACGCGAGCGCUCUAAGGAAAGAUAUAUACACAAGACUCACAGACCAGCGCAAGCAGGAUCGGUCCCUCUUCACCUUCCUGCCCCCCGACAAAAACGCGUGUGCAGCUUCCACAGGGGAUGGAGAGCUUCCUGACGGAGCCUCUAUUCGCCUGGGAUUUCGUCACAGCUUGAAAGAGUUGCAAGAAAGGCAAUCGCCGAUGCGCUCUCCCCGGUGCCGCAGCUCCGGAACGCCGAUUGCUUCUAGGGAACAGUCUCCUGUGCGGCGGUCUCGCGUGUGGGGUGAUGCUGCAGAUGCAGGGGAGGCGCUGGCGUACCAGCGCCAGCUGCCUAAAACCCCCAACCGCACUCCAGCUCGACAGCCUGCCAGGCGACGACUCAGCAGCCAGUCUAUGUCGCCUGUGGCUUCCCGCGGACGUGCCUCAGGCUUCUCUGCUGCUAUUGCUGCUCUGGGUGCUGCCGAUGCAGCAGCAGCAGCAACGCCGACUCGGCCAAAGGGGGCAGCCUUGGCAGCUGUCGGUACACCCAACACUUGCCGGGAAUUUCAACGGGUAGAGAAAGAGCUCCAGGGUCUCGUCUUUCGAGCAGCAGAAGAACCCCCCAGCAACGAGCCGGAUCGCGUGCCGAUGUCACAGGAUACGUCGUGA